Molecule: messenger RNA, 2572 nt
Organism: Owenia fusiformis
Lineage: Eukaryota; Metazoa; Annelida; Polychaeta; Sabellida; Oweniidae
Source: the annotation of a GenBank genome assembly
CAAAGCGAAGCCGGUAGCAGCCAUAUUGUUUUUGAAGCGUGGGUAUAUUUGAGAAAUAAUUUCACCAAAUUGGAUUAUUUACAGCUAAACAUAACCUGUAAGGAUGGCUAGUAAGGUGCGGAAGACGACGACCACAACGAUUACCAGCCAGAAAGCCAGUUCCUCCGGUAUAUCGUCCCCACAAGCACAAUCAACGCCAAGUAGUGCAGCUCGGGGUGCUCGAUCUCCUUCUCCGAACCGAAUAAGUAGGUUACAAGAAAAGGCUGAGCUUUCUGGGCUCAAUGAUCGUCUAGCGAAUUACAUAGACCGUGUACGGGCUCUUGAACAGGAAAAUAGUCGUCUGCUGGUGACGAUCCGCAGUUCCGAAGAAACCAGAGUCAGUGAGCAGAGCAAUAUCAAAGAAAUUUACGAGAAAGAAAUCAAAGAUGCCCGGUUACUCUUGGACCAAACUGCCAAGGAUAAGGCGAAACUUCAGAUCGAAGCUGGAAAAUACAAAACAGAAUGUGAAGACUGGAUGGUCAAAUACCACAAGGCAAAGAAAGAUCUGGAAAAUGCAGAAAGGAGGAAUUUGGUUCUGGAAACAGAGAAUGGCGAUCUUAAGGCAAAACUUGCUGAUGCCUUGAAACAGAGGAAGCAUUGGGAGACAGAAUAUAAUAGCAUGAAGGGAUUAAUAAAUGGCCUUGAAAAACAACUUGCAACAGCUAAGAAACAGCUAGAGGAGGAGACUUUGUUAAGGGUUGACCUUGAAAAUAGGUACCAGUCUCUGAAGGAAGAGCUCAACUUCAACUCCAGAGUACACGCACAGGAGUUGAAUGAGACUAGAACUCGUUUAGAGACAUCUAUAGAGGAAGUAGAUGGUUCUGUUAACAGACAGUAUGAGAACAAACUUCAAGAUGCUCUUCGGGAAAUGCGCGCAGCUCACGAGAUCCAGAUGCGAAUCUACAGAGAAGAGACUGAAACUCUGUAUGAGGCAAAGAUGCAAGACCUACAGAACAUGGCAGACAGAAAUGGCCAACAAGCCACCAACACUCGAGAUGAAUUGCGAACCACCCAGAAGAAGAUUUCAGAGUUGAACUCGCAAAUCUCUCAACUGAGCUCUCUCAAUACUCAACUUGAGGCGCGUGUACGUGACCUUGAGUCACAGCUUUCCAGUGAGCGUCUCACGCACGAGGCUGCACUUGAUUCACGUGAUCAAGAAAUCAGAGCGCUCAGGACGCAGCUUGAAGAGCAAUUUAUUGAAUACCAAGAUCUGAUGGACAUUAAGAUUGCCCUCGAUCUUGAGAUUGCUGCAUACAGGAAGAUGAUUGAGGGGGAGGAAACAAGAUUGAACAUCUCUUCUGCAUCAGAGGCGACACCUGGUGGCACUCCACAACAGAGACGUACCCCUGUCAGAUCUGGCAAACGUAAGAGAAUGGCCUAUGACAGCAGUGCCAUAAGGGAGCUCACCCAGACAACAUCACAGACUGGUUACGAAAAGUCAUCGAACGCAACAGCUGAAAUUUCUGUGGAUGAAGUUGAUGAGAGCGGCAGAUUUGUUCGUCUCAAAAACAACUCUGCUUCAAAGGAUAUACCUCUAUCUGGACACAAAUUGGUGCAUAAAGCUGGCGACAAGGAGACAGAUUUCAAGUUCCAUCGCUCUAGUACUCUCAAGGCUGGACAGACCGUUACUGUAUGGAGCGCAGAUAGUGACGCAACCCAUAGUCCUCCCACAGAUCUUGUAAUGAAAGGACAAUCCUGGGUCCUUGGCGAUAACAUGAAGACAUCCCUUCUUAAUAAGGCAGAGGAGGAGAUUGCUUCCAUGGAGCUGAACAAAUCCAUACUGAGGACAUCGCAAUUCUCACGCUCAGGCUUCUCCGACUCCACAGACGGCACUCUGGAUGAGGGGGAUCCCAACAAAGACAAAUGUGUCAUUAUGUAGUUCCACAAUAAACCUAUAGAUGUCACACACGUCUCGGGUCAGCCAUGCCUCAUUGACAACAUCAUAAUAACAUGUAGGAGAAAUAUACCAUCAGAAAGCUUGUAGGAGAAAUAUAUCAAUAGAAAGUAGUGGGAGAAUACCAUCAGGAAAAUUAAAUCAUAUUGGAGUUAUAGUAUAGUAUAUCACUUGAAAGCUAGUAGAAGUAUAUCACCAGAAAGCUUAUGGGUGACAUUUAUUGAAGGAUAGUUACUAGGAGGAAUAUAUUACUAUAGCUCAAGGAAGAUCUACACCACCGGAAAGUUAAAAGAACUAGUGUGUAUUGAAAGUGCAAUCGUAGAAAGAGAAACUCAAUCGGCAAAAUAAUGAUUUCUGGAUUUAUAUUUGUGAAUUUGUAGGCUUUAGAGUGAUGUGUAAAAAGUUUGGAAAGCAUGGAAUUUGGGACCAGGCUGAAUUGCAGAUAACUAGUGCAUUAUUUAUCAGACAAGCUUCAAUAUUAUUAUCCAGAUUUGUCUCAAUAAUCAUUGAGAAAUUCUGGUCUAAUAUACUACAUAUUUUCUUAUAUGCUAGUAUAAAAAAGUGUACAUUUUUCCAUAAUCAAUUUUACAUUUCAUUACUACGAGUAUAGGUCUGUUGAAAAAAAAUUGUGGACAAAUU